Scophthalmus maximus (turbot) is the source of this 3255-nucleotide messenger RNA. It is a transcript of the gene ascc2, whose product is annotated as activating signal cointegrator 1 complex subunit 2. Gene Ontology annotation, biological process: regulation of DNA-templated transcription. The transcript is spliced from 19 exons. Gene Ontology annotation, molecular function: ubiquitin binding. NCBI's taxonomy places the organism in Eukaryota, Metazoa, Chordata, Actinopteri, Pleuronectiformes, Scophthalmidae. Bases 180 to 2474 code for a protein of 764 amino acids. The record is from RefSeq and is a predicted model, not a curated record.
AUAGUUUCCAUUGCACACACGCGUCACUUCCUCUUCCCGACAACAGGUGAUUCGAGCUGCGUCUGUGAAACCGAUGGAACUGUUGCGUGGAAGAAGAAGAAGAAGGAGGACUCGGGUGUGAUGUCUUGACAGACACGCAGACGUUGACAUUAAGAGACAAACCCAGAGAAGGUGAAGCCAUGGCCUGUGCCCGAGUGCCACUGGAUGAGCAACAGGUGACAGAGCCCGGCCCGCUGGGGAAAGAGCGCACACUGCCUGCACUGCACCCGGAGAGGAAGGAGGAGCGAUGUUUUGUGCCUUACAAGCCGCCGCCGGAGGACGGCUCUCCCGCCGAGGUGGAGGAGUUUUUGGAAUAUGCCCGAUUCGUCAUGGAGGACAUGGAGUGGCUGCUCGCGCUGCCCCACGACAAGUUCUGGUGCCAGGUGGUGUUUGACGAGUCCCUGCAUACGUGCCUGGACUCGUAUCUGCGUCACGCCCCCCGGAGCCUGGACCUCGCCGCCCUGCCCUCCUCCCCGGCGGUGGCUGAGAUGCAGCGCUCCGUCCACAGGGUGGUCUUCUUGACUUUCCUGAGGAUGGCCACACAUAAAGAGUCCAAGGAGAACUUUCUCACCCCGACAGUUUUUGGAGAAAUAAUCUACCAAAACUUCCUCUUUGACAUUCCAAAGAUCAUGGAUCUGUGUGUGCUGUUCGGAAAGGGCAACAGCCAGCUGCUGCACAAGAUGAUCGACAACAUCUUUACCCAGCAACCGUCUUACUACACUGACCUGGAUGAGACUGUGCCCACUGUGCUAAUGGUGUUCGACUCGAUCCUGGACAAGUGCGGCCUUCAGUGUGAAGCCGCUGCCAUGGAGCCAAUGAAGCUGAAUGAACACAAGCAGCUCACUGCCAUGACCAUGAGCCUGCAGGAACUUGUAGAUAUACUUUUGUAUCUGUGCGACUCGACCACCACCAUCCACGCCUUCCUGGACAUAUUUCCUGCUGCCUGCUCCACCUUCUACUCCCACGGCUUCCUCGGCAGACUGACCUGGUUUUAUGAGACCGCUGUGCCUGAUCUCGAGAAGGCGGUGAGGAGGAGAAACUUUGAUGAUAAAGGACUUCAGGAGGACUUGUGGAAGAGGUUAUCCCACUCCUGUCGCAAAAUGGUGGAGUGCGCUCACCUGCUGCUGCACCACACCUGCCUGCAACCGAUCCUGGAGGGGAGAGAAAAUAUGCAGACGUCUGCAGAGGAACUCCUACAGCACUUCACAUCUUUCUUACCUGAAAAAAGGUUCCUGUCAGAUUACGACGAGCAGUUCCCCCUCGUGGACGACAUCAGCCUCCUGCAGCAGGCGCUGCCCGUCAUCGAUGAGACCAGGACGUCCUACCUGCUGCAGGGGGUGGAAAGUGCCUGGGACAGCGUCGGGCGGCGGAAACCUUCGAGCCAGAUUCGCUCCAACGCCGCCUCAUCGUUUUCGGCCAAUCAGGGAGCAGCGGGCGGGGCUGCCGCUGCCUCUUCGGGCAGCUGUAGACCUCGGGAGGUGCGGGAACCGGGAGAGGAGCGUGUGGAGGGAGCGGAGGCCAUGUUGGACGUUCCCCAGAAAGGAAACAACGGCGCCAUGUGUCCUAUGAGCACGGCAGAGCUGGAGUCUCUGCUGACGUGCAUCCGCGAGCUGCUGCCCGAUCUGGGCGAGGGCUUCGUGAUGGCCUGUCUGCAGGAGUACGACUACAACUCGGAGCUGGUCAUCAACAACAUCCUGGAGGACCGGUUGGCCCCGAGCCUGGACAAGCUGGACCGAGCCAUGCCAAGGCCCGUGAAAGAAGAGCUCCCAAGUCUCCUGAGCAACAGAUCCAACGUGUUCGACGACGACGAGUUUGACGUCUUCCGCCGGGACCAGGUGGACAUGUCCCGUGUCUGGAAGGGCAGGAGGAAAGGGGAGGACUCGCGAGAGAUGCUGAACGACAAGCGGCACAUCGAUGAGCAGCGAGCUCGGUACCAGGCCUACGAGACGGUGGUGGACGAGGUCGUCAUCGAGCCCGGCGAAGCUGCCUAUGGCCUGGGCGAGGACUACGACGACGAGUACGACGACACCUACGACAUGAGCCAAGUGGGAGCCAAUGACCUGGACGGAGAUAGUUUACUCAACCGAAGGCCGUUCACGAUUCCACAGAUAUUGAGAAAAGCAAAUAAACCAGAGGAAGAGGAGGAGGAUGAAGAGGAGGAGCCGUUACAAAGCAACGUGAACAGGGACCAGUUUGUGCAGGACCCGGCUCUGCUGAGGGAGCGAGCUGAGGCCAGGAGAGCAGCCAUGCACCAGAGGAAAGGUUUCCGACCGGAGCGCACCAGCAACGUCGUCGGCCAACCCAAAGGCCAAGGUCAGACCACGGACACAUUCCUGGACCGACGCAAGAAGGAAGCCAACAAGGGCCGCGGGGCCAACCACAACCGACGCAACAUGGCCGACCGCAAGAGGAACAAGGGCAUGAUCCCGUCCUGAUCUGCGUGUUACGGCCCCGCCGCCGCUCGAGCCCAACCGGACAGAUGAUGGUAGGAAGGAAGGAAGACGACGGUUGAGGGGGGAAGAAGGUUCAUGCUCUGGGUUUGAUUAGUUGUGACUUUUUGUUCGCGCUCCAGUCCAGAAGCGAAAAGCUUUUCAGUCGUUGGGGAGAAAAAGUUGAAUUAGUUCACAGACUUUCUUUGGCACUUUGGGCCGAGACUCUGAACAUCUGCUGUUUUUUUCUUUUUACAGCUCGUUUAUAACCAAAGUUCUGAGGACAGAAGAAUAAGAGCGCUCUAUUUUUGCCAAGUAACAAAUCAGUUUAUUAUCAUUAAGAUCGGUUGUGAUUGAAAGAAGCUUCUUUUGACAUCAUAAUCAUGAAGUAGACAACAUAGGAAAACAAAGGAUGAGACAACCAGGGUUUUUCUUAGUAGAGAGAGACUGCAGUUCCUUCUGUAGCUGGAAGAACAAUUACCGACGUGUUGUUCACGUCUGGAUGUCAGCGGCCGACUGUCCUCGUGACGUCGUCCAGCCGGUUCACAAUAAUCAAAACGAAACGUCUCUGACGUGUUGGUGUUUGGAAGCACGUGCCGUACAGAAGAGCCUCACGUCUGUCAAGACGAGCUGAAGGGAAAAAAGAAACCUCCUACACGUCGCCAUGCACAGACUAUUUUCUAUAGAGAGAACAGAUCUAUCAGAGCAAACACAAAAAGAAAAGCACAUGUAAUUGCUUUUUGGAGUUGACAUUGCAACAAUAAAUACAAUACUACAAUGUUUUUGA